CGCAUGCAGUUGCGGUCUUCCUCUUUCCAGCAACAAUUUCGUGAUUUCGCACGAAACUUUAAAUAAAGUCCGAAAAAAUGGUGGAAUUAACGCCCGCGGAGAAGAAAGCUCUGAUUACGCGCAACCUACAGGAGACGCUCGGCGAUGACAAGCUGACAAAGAUCCUCGGCGAGCGCGAUCUGAAGAUCUACUGGGGCACGGCCACCACGGGCAAGCCACAUGUUGCCUACUUUGUGCCCAUGUCGAAGAUUGCAGACUUCCUGAAGGCCGGUUGCGAGGUCACCAUCCUUUUUGCUGAUCUCCAUGCCUAUCUGGAUAACAUGAAGGCGCCGUGGUCCCUUCUGGAGCUGCGCACGCAAUACUACGAGCAGGUUAUCAAAGCCAUGCUCAGUUCCAUUGGCGUUCCCCUGGAGAAGCUGAAGUUUGUCAAGGGCAGCGACUAUCAGUUGUCCAAGGAGUACACCCUGGAUGUGUACAAGCUAAGUUCGGUGGUCACACAGCACGAUGCAAAGAAGGCCGGCGCCGAGGUGGUCAAGCAGGUGGAGUACCCGCUGCUCUCGGGAUUGCUUUACCCUGGUCUGCAGGCCCUGGAUGAGGAGUACCUCAAGGUGGACGCUCAGUUCGGCGGUGUGGAUCAGCGCAAGAUUUUCACCUUCUCAGAGAAGUACCUGCCUCAGUUGGGCUACGAGAAACGCAUCCAUUUCAUGAACCCCAUGGUUCCCGGUCUGGCUGGAGGAAAGAUGUCUUCUUCCGAGGAAGACUCCAAGAUCGAUCUGCUUGACUCGCCGGCCAAUGUAAAGAAGAAGCUGAAGAAGGCCUUCUGCGAGCCCGGAAACAUUGCCGACAAUGGACUUCUGUCCUUUGUGAAGCAUGUUCUUUUCUCGCUCUUCAAGGAAGGUGAAGGAUUUGAGGUGACGCGGGAGGCGGAGCAUGGCGGCAAUAUUACUUUCCUGAAGUACGACGAGCUGGAGAAGUACUAUGCGGAGGAUAAGCUGCAUCCUGGUGACCUUAAGGCAACCGUGGAGAAAUACAUCAACCGGCUACUGGAUCCUAUUCGUAAGGCCUUCGAAAAGCCUGAGCUGCAAAAACUUAGUGCUGCUGCUUAUCCGCCACCGGCAAAGGUCAAGGCUGGAGCAGCUGCCCCAGCGGCUGGCGGGGAUGAGGAUGCUCCCCAUCGCCUGGAUAUUCGUGUGGGCAAGGUUGUGGAGGUGGCACGUCAUCCCGACGCCGACACCUUGUAUGUGCUGAAAAUAGACUUGGCUGAGGAGCAGCCCCGCACAAUCAUCAGUGGCCUGGUGAAGUUUGUCACCCAGGAGGAGCUGGAGCAGCGCCUGGUGGCGGUUCUGUGCAACCUGAAGCCCUCCAAAAUGCGUGGCAUUCUGUCCGAGGGCAUGGUCUUGUGCACUUCCAAUGCUGAUCACACGGUUGUGGAGCCCAUUGUGCUGCCAGCAAAUGCUACUCCUGGCAGUCGGCUUGCCUUCGAAGGAUACAGCGGCACGCCCGACGAGCAGCUUAAUCCCAAGAAGAAGGUGUGGGAGAAGCUGUCCGUGGACUUUAAGACCAAUGGCGAUGGCCUGGCCGUGUGGAAGGAUAACUUCCUGUUGACCCCUGAGGGCGAGAAGCUGUCCAGCAAGCUGGCCAACUGCGCAAUUAAGUAGGCUUUCGAAUGCGCCAGUCAACCUGAGCCCGUGUAAUACUUACCACUAAGCCGAAUGUUCACAAAUGAAAACUAAUGCUAAUUUAUUGAUUCCUUGUAAAGAAAAUAUAUGCAUUUUUUAAAAACA
Messenger RNA from Drosophila serrata, 1784 nucleotides. It is a transcript of the gene TyrRS, whose product is annotated as Tyrosyl-tRNA synthetase. Gene Ontology annotation, molecular function: ATP binding; tRNA binding; tyrosine-tRNA ligase activity. NCBI's taxonomy places the organism in Eukaryota, Metazoa, Arthropoda, Insecta, Diptera, Drosophilidae. Gene Ontology annotation, biological process: tyrosyl-tRNA aminoacylation. The record is from RefSeq and is a predicted model, not a curated record.